UGCACACUGUGCUGCAGUUUGACCAGAAAUGUGCUAACUGUUCAGGCAAAGAGAAGAAAAAACAUCAGAGAAACAAAAAUGAUUGAAUUCAGAUCAAUUACACUGUCUUUAUGUCUGAUUCUGGUGCUGAAGUUCACGGCAACAAAGCAAAGUUCUUCAUCUGUCAUUGAGAGAGCAGAAGGUGAAGUCACCUUGCCCUGUGAAAACAUGAACAAUAACUGCUUACGGAUUAACUGGCUCUUCAGUAAAUCAGCUACGACACCAGCAACAAAUCUGGUUAAGCUUGGUCAGAUUAAUCAAACUCAGGCUUCCAGAGCUAGAGGAGAUAGACUGAGUGUCUCAGCAAAAUGCUCACUGAUAAUUCAGAGGGUCACCGCUGCAGAUGUUGGGACAUAUUUCUGCCAACAACUUAACAACUUAGGACAAAAGGAGAUUACAACCACUGCCAUUUUGUCUAUUCUGAACAUUACUGAACAGAGGGAUGGUGAAGAGGUGACUCUAAAAUGCUCUGUUAUAUCAAAUGAUCCAUGCAAACACAGUAUAAAAUGGCUUCUUAAUGGUCAAAAUAUUGAUAAAAAUGGCAAAAAUCUGAAGACAGAACAGUCCAAUUGUUUUGCCAAAGUCACAUUUCAGAUGUCACAUGCUUAUGAACCGGGCAGUUAUGACUUACUAAAAUGUGAAGUAGCAGAGACUGGAGCCAGAGGAAAGCAGUUUAUUUUCAGAUCCCAAAUCCCAGGAAGAGCGAAUGGAAAAUCUGAAAAUAAUGAGGCAAAACAACCAUCUGGUGUGUGGUGGUUGUAUGUCAUUGUAGCUGUGGGUUUGGCAGCUUUCCUGUUAGCUGGCGGGCUUCUCAUUAAAAGAAAUAAAAAUAAAGGAAAAAAAACACAAGUGGAUGAAAACCUGGAUGAACCAGAUGGAACCAUCUUGUAUGCUACCAUUUUCCUUGCCAAGACGACCAGCAAUAAGGUUUGGACUGAUACUACUGUUAUAUACAGCGCUAUCAAUGCUGAAGCAUCCUUGGAUCCGAUCGACCACUAUGCUUCAGUUAAAUAACCAAACUGGUAUAUUUGUUCAUUCAAAAGGGGCAGAUUUUUUAAGAGAGGUACAUCUGCCCAUGUUGCAGAGAACAGGGUACAUCUGCUCUUGUUGCUACUCGGAUCUUUUUACACGUUAGAUUAAGAUUUUUAAAGCAAGAAAAACAGUGUUUAACCAGCACACUUUCCUUUCACUUUGUUUUAUGGGGAAAACUUUGAGCACAGUUCUAUAAAUAAGCUUUUUUCUUCUUUCAAUUUAAACUGUAAAACUAGAUUGAAAGGUUUGUCUUAAAACACUGAAUAACAAAAUUCAUACCAAACAAAUAAAAAAUCCAUCCUGUGUUGCUGUACAGGCAUUUAUGUCCACAAGAGGUCGAUAUAGGUCAGGAUUUAACUGACAAAGUAGUUUCCCAGUUUUGUUUGCAAAAGUAUUCAUACAUCAGUAAAUUUUACAGAUUUUAUCAUGUCGCAUUAGUACAUGUAUUUAUUAGGUCGCAGUAGAAAAAUAAACUGUGAGGCCCAGCCUCUCAGUCCCACACGCCAUGCAGGGGACAGCUAAAAUGUAAAAGAGUGUGCUUUGUUCAGAUUAGACCAAAGCUGGAUUUUCUGGCCUAAAUGCUUUUUGUGGCUGAGAAUGAAUACUGCACACACCUCAAACACACAAUUCCAACAUAGAAACAGCUGGAGACUGGCCUGACUUGCUAGGAAAGAAGAAACCUUGUUAGAGGCUGCAAAGGUCAAACGGGCUGGGGGAAGUUCCCCUCCGGGAAGAACGACUUGCAAUGGACUGCAAUGGAAUUUCCUCUAAAGUUUUGACAUGUAUACCUAAUGUCUGUAUGCUGUGAGCGUGUGAGACCAGAGUCAAACUCCUGGUUUGCACUUAGAAUUGGCCAAUAAAGCUGAUUCUAAUUCUGUUAGACUGCACCCCAAAAAAUAAUGAUCACUCUUGUACUCCAUCCAAUCUAACUGAGCUUGAGCUAUUUUGUGAGGAAGCACUGUAAACAUAUUUAGUCUUUAGAUGUGUAAAGCUUGUAGAUAUUUUAUUAACUACUGACACUGGGGCUGGGGUGUGAUUAAAUACAUACGUGAUACAUUCUGAUUUCAAUUGUAAAAACAAAAAACAUUAAAAAACAUGACUCUUU
Girardinichthys multiradiatus is the source of this 2176-nucleotide messenger RNA. RefSeq lists its product as uncharacterized. Gene Ontology annotation, biological process: interleukin-15-mediated signaling pathway; positive regulation of ERK1 and ERK2 cascade; T cell activation. Gene Ontology annotation, molecular function: protein tyrosine kinase binding; MHC class II protein binding. The transcript has 8 exons. NCBI's taxonomy places the organism in Eukaryota, Metazoa, Chordata, Actinopteri, Cyprinodontiformes, Goodeidae. Gene Ontology annotation, cellular component: external side of plasma membrane; membrane raft. The record is from RefSeq and is a predicted model, not a curated record. Bases 79 to 1053 code for a protein of 324 amino acids.